Molecule: messenger RNA, 1081 nt
Organism: Gavia stellata (red-throated loon)
Lineage: Eukaryota; Metazoa; Chordata; Aves; Gaviiformes; Gaviidae
Gene: ETFA
Product: electron transfer flavoprotein subunit alpha
Exons: 12
Coding region: 7-1011 (334 amino acids)
Cellular component (GO): mitochondrion
Molecular function (GO): flavin adenine dinucleotide binding; electron transfer activity
Source: RefSeq, a predicted model, not a curated record
GGAACCAUGUUGCGGGCGGUCGCGGCGCAGCGCCUACGGCGGGCGGCAUCGCUGCUCCGGAGGUUUCAGAGUACAUUAGUCAUAGCAGAACACAACAAUGAGACUCUUACACCCAUUACACUAAAUACUAUCACUGCGGCAAAACAUCUUGGAGGUGAAGUUUCUUGUUUAGUAGCUGGUACCAGCUGUGACAAGGUAGCACAAGAACUCAGCAAAGUGCAGGGUGUUGCAAAAGUUCUAGUGGCUCAGCACGAUGUAUACAAGGGAUUUCUAGCAGAGGAGCUGACUCCCUUGAUUUUGGAAACUCAUAAAAAAUUUAAUUACACCCACAUUUGCGCUGGAGCAUCUGCCUUUGGGAAGAAUCUUAUUCCCAGAGUGGCUGGCAAACUUGAUGUUGCCCCUGUUUCUGACAUCAUUGAAAUUCAGUCACCAGACACUUUUGUGAGAACUAUCUAUGCAGGAAAUAUUCUUUGCACUGUGCAAUGUGAUGAAGCAAUUAAAGUAUUUACCGUACGGGGAACUUCUUUUGAGGCUGCACCAACAAGUGGUGGUAGUGCCAGUUUAGAAAAGUUAACUCCUCCACCGCCUGUUGGUCUGUCUGAAUGGAUUGAGCAGAAGUUGACAAAAAGCGAUCGACCAGAGCUUACUAGUGCAAAAGUGGUUGUAUCGGGUGGGAGGGGCUUGAAGAGCGGUGAAAAUUUUAAGUUGUUAUAUGAUCUUGCGGAUCAAUUGCAUGCUGCAGUUGGAGCUUCCCGUGCAGCUGUUGAUGCUGGCUUUGUUCCCAACGACAUGCAAGUUGGACAGACGGGCAAAAUAGUAGCACCAGAACUUUAUAUUGCCGUGGGAAUAUCUGGAGCAAUCCAACACUUGGCUGGGAUGAAAGACAGCAAGACCAUUGUUGCUAUUAACAAGGAUCCGGAAGCUCCAAUUUUCCAAGUGGCAGAUUACGGCCUGGUGGCAGACCUAUUUCAGGCGGUGCCGGAGAUGACUGAGCUCCUGAAGAAGAAGUGAGCGACGGUGCUGGACCCUGCACUGCAGGUGGGGUGUGGGGUGGGGAAUAAGGGCAAAUAAAGGAUUGUAC